AUGUCUGCUCUCCUUAAGGAAACAUUUGCUAGAUGCAAGAAAGAAGGCCGUAAUGCCUUAGUCAACUUUAUUACCGCUGGUUACCCAACCAUUGAAGACACCUUACCAAUUUUACAAGGUAUGCAAAAUGCUGGUGUUGAUAUUAUUGAAUUAGGGAUCCCAUUCUCUGACCCUAUUGCAGAUGGUCCAACUAUUCAAGCUGCUAACAACGUUGCUCUUGACAAUGGUAUCACAGUUGCUAAGUGUUUGGAAUUGGUAGCCACCGCACGUGAACAAGGUGUUACUGUACCAAUCAUUCUUAUGGGUUACUACAACCCAAUUUUAAAGUAUGGUGAACAAAAGAUGAUUGAGGAUUCUGCCAAGGCUGGUGCCAAUGGUUACAUUGUUGUUGAUUUACCGCCUGAAGAAGCCUUGAAGUUUAGAUCUUUGUGUACCCAUCAUGGAUUGUCAUACGUUCCAUUGGUUGCUCCAGCCACUACUGAUGACAGAUUAAAGGUUUUGGGUGACAUUGCCGAUUCCUUUAUUUACGUUGUAUCUCGUAUGGGUACUACCGGUGCCGGUACCAGUGUCACUACCAAUAUUCUGGACUUGUGUGCUCGUGUCAGAAAGUUUGUUGGUGAAGAUACCCCAUUGGCCGUAGGAUUCGGUGUUUCUACUAGAGAUCACUUCUUGAUGGUUGGUGAAGCUGCUGAUGGUGUUGUCAUUGGUUCUAAAAUUAUCACUUUACUUGGAGAAAGUGAAAAGGGCCAAAGAGGUAAGUGUGCUUAUGACUAUGUCAGAUCUAUUUUAGGUGAUGAUUUCAAGGUUGAUGCUCCACAAAAAUUUGUUCACCCAGAACAAAACACUUCUGCUAUCAAAGAUAGUAAACCAAUCUUUGAAGAAGCACAUAAGCACAACCCAAGAUUCGGUGAGUUUGGUGGUCAAUAUGUUCCAGAAGCUCUCCACACUUGUUUGGCUGAAUUAGAAAAGGUUUUCGAAGAAGCUGUCGCUGAUCCAAGCUUCUGGGAAGAAUUUAGAUCUUUGUACUCUUAUAUUGGAAGACCUUCAUCUUUCCACAAGGCUGAUAGAUUGACUGAGCACGCAGGUGGUGCUCAAAUUUGGUUGAAGAGAGAAGAUUUGAACCAUACCGGUUCCCACAAGAUCAACAAUGGUUUAGCCCAAGUUUUACUUGCCAAGAGAUUAGGAAAGAAGAAGAUUAUUGCUGAAACUGGUGCUGGUCAACACGGUGUUGCCACUGCCACCGCUUGUGCCAAAUUCGGAAUGGAAUGUACCGUUUUCAUGGGAGCUGAAGAUGUUCGUCGUCAAGCUUUAAAUGUCUUCAGAAUGAGAAUUUUGGGUGCUAAAGUUGUUGCUGUAACUAACGGUACUCAAACUUUGAGAGAUGCCACCAGUGAAGCUUUCAGAUUCUGGGUUUCUAACUUGGAAUCCACUCACUAUGUUGUUGGAUCUGCUAUUGGUCCUCAUCCAUAUCCAACAUUGGUUAGAACAUUCCAAAGUGUCAUUGGUCAAGAAACCAAGAAACAAUUUAAGGAAUUGAAUGACGGUAAGUUGCCAGAUGUUGUUGUUGCUUGUGUUGGUGGUGGUUCCAACGCUACUGGUAUGUUCUCUCCAUUUGAAAAGGAUACCGAAGUUACCUUACUUGGUGUUGAAGCAGGUGGUGAUGGUGUUGAUACUAACCGUCACUCUGCCACAUUGAGUGCGGGUAUUCCAGGUGUUUUCCACGGUGUUAAGACUUAUGUUUUACAGGAUCAUGAUGGUCAAGUGCAUGACACCCAUUCUGUUUCUGCUGGUCUUGACUACCCUGGUGUUGGUCCAGAAUUGGCAUACUGGAAGAGUACUGGUCGUGCUGAAUUUGAAGCAGCCACCGAUGCUCAAGCCUUGCAAGGUUUCCGUUUGCUCUCUCAAUUUGAAGGUAUUAUUCCUGCUUUGGAAUCCUCCCAUGCCAUUUACGCUGGUAUUGAGAGAGCCAAGACUAUGAGUAAAGAUCAACAUUUGGUCAUCAAUGUUUCCGGAAGAGGUGACAAGGAUGUUCAAAGUGUAGCCGAAGUCUUGCCAGUCUUGGGUGAGCAAAUUGGUUGGGAUUUGAGAUUUGAAGCUGAUCCAUCCAAAUAG
[Candida] anglica is the source of this 2112-nucleotide messenger RNA. The record is from the annotation of a GenBank genome assembly. Lineage: Eukaryota; Fungi; Ascomycota; Pichiomycetes; Serinales; Debaryomycetaceae.